UAAAAAACAUUUAUUUAUUUAAUUUUAUAAAAAGACUUAAACAUCUUUCCUUUGUUUGAUUAGACAAAAAUAUCCUUUUAAAUUAAUCAAAUUUUAAAAUUAAAAAAUUAAACAAAACAAAAAUAUAUCUAAAAAAAAUUGUUUUUGAAAUCUAGGUUUUAGAAAUCCUUUUCAUCUUGUCAAGUUCUUCUAAUAAAAAAUUGUUUCUGGAUUUCAAAAAUCUUCUUCAUCUUCUCAAGUUCUUCCCUCCCCUUCGUAUCUCUCUCUCUCCCCCUGGAGCUCGCUCUCUCUCAUCUCUCUCACCGUGGCGUCGCCGUUGCUCUCUGUCUCGUCAUCGUCUUGCACAUAGUCGCGCGCGCCUUCGUUGCGCUCUUCGUCGCCGGCGGCAGAAGCAGCAGGUUCAGGGGCUCGUCGUCUUCUUGCUUCGAGUGUCGCCGUCAGCCUCCUUCGCGAUGAUUGCUACGAAGAAAGAAGAUAUGGAACAAAAAAUUGGUAGCUAAAGAUUCCAACGAGAACUUUGUUCGCCAAGGUAUAUGGAUUUCGACUUAUAUUUUAUCUAAUAGCAUGCUUGGAUUAGUAACUCUUAUACAUUGUCCCUCUUUCUGGCGAAACCUCUCAUAAUGCCAAAAACAGAACUUCGGCUUCAGAUGAUACUAGUAUUAUGGGUGUUAAGGUAGAAAAAUCAGCAGAGUUUUCGUAUGAGGAACUAGCCAAUGCCACAAAUAACUUCAAUUUGGCUAAAAAGAUUGGUCAAGGUGGUUUUGGUGAAGUCUAUUAUGGAGAGCUCAAUGGCGAGAUAUGUAUAUGGAAGUGUUUCUCCCAAAAUAGAUGUAUAUGCUUUCAGAGUUGUUCUAUAUGAGCUUAUUUCUGGAAAAGAAGCUUUGAUGAGGAGUGGUGGUGCAUCUGGUGCUGAAUUGAAGGGCCUUGUGGCUUUGGUGAUUAUUAAUGACUUUGCUAUGGAGUUGCUUCAGAUCGAGAAGCAGCUCAAGGACGAAGCUCGCAGAGAAGCCCUUAGAGUUGCCAAUGAGGAGCGCAAGAAGCUCAAGGCUGAAGCUGCGCAAAUCAUGGCUCAGGAGCGCAAGAUCGCACAACAAGAAUUCAGAGAAACACUCUUAAAAGAAGGAGCUGAGAAACUUGAAAAUUGGAGGAUGAAGGUCAAAAAUCAUGGUGAGAAGAUGGCAGAAAAGAAAGAGUUAUUGCGUCAACAAAGCUCAAAGUGGAUCGAUGAAGCUAAUCUUGAGGCACAAAUAUUGGAAUCCAUCGUUUCCUUUCGCUGAGUCCCUUAUACUUCCACAUUUGUUAUGGUUGGGAUCAAUGUUGUGUUAUAUGUUACAUAGAAGUUAUAUUUUUGUCCUAUGUUCAAUCAAG
Molecule: messenger RNA, 1368 nt
Organism: Arachis duranensis
Lineage: Eukaryota; Viridiplantae; Streptophyta; Magnoliopsida; Fabales; Fabaceae
Exons: 4
Coding region: 714-1277 (187 amino acids)
Source: RefSeq, a predicted model, not a curated record